Blepharisma stoltei is the source of this 1314-nucleotide messenger RNA. The record is from the annotation of a GenBank genome assembly. Lineage: Eukaryota; Ciliophora; Heterotrichea; Heterotrichida; Blepharismidae.
AUGGCCAGCAAAUGCUUUGUGUCUGGAUGCUCAAGUAAGCCAUAUGGCAAGUGCGAUUGCAGCGAGAAUUAUACCAUAUUUUGCCAACUCCAUGCCGCUCAACAUAUGGAAAUGUUAGUUGGAGAUAAAAGGCAUCAAUGCUUAAGAUUAUAUUAUACGCCUGCUGCUGAAACUAAAAUAUUGAUUAAGAAAAAAAUUGCUGAACUAAGGCAAGGCCUACAGAAAUAUAGGAAAAACGUUAUUUCAGACGCAAAAGAAAUUAUUGGAGCUGUGAAAAAUAAUUUAGAAAAGGCCCUACAAAGCUUGGACAAAUUAGAAGAAAAAUUUUUAAGAAUUGCUUUGAUGACUGAAUUUAAUGAAAUACUUGAUUUGAGCAAAGAAUUUGACCCUGAAAGCGUUUUGAAAAUGGAGCCCUUUGAUGCUGAAUUUAAAACUGAAGAUUGGUAUUUCCCAGAUUUUAUAUCAAAAGCAGAGUCUCUAGUUUUGAAUAUUAGUACCUGCUUUAAUACCAACAUAAAUCCUUUUCAGCGCCCAAAGCAUGAUAUUAAUUCGAUACAAGAUGAUAAAUAUAUAUUUUUUAAAGGAAAUAAUAAAGAGUUAUCGGAAAUAAAUUUAAAAACAUUUCAAGAAACUAAAUUCAACCUUGACCUUAUGGAAAAUAUUAACUAUCAAAUUUCAAGUUGCAUCUUACCAGAUAAAAGUGUUUUUUAUUACUCAAACCCUAUUUCAUCAACAUCUACAUACACAUUUAUCAUAGAUAAAAAUAAGAAUAUCAAACAAGUUGCAAAUUCAAAGCGGAGUCCUUAUUUAUACCCAAUUUAUUUUGAUGGAUUUGUGUAUGCAUUAGGAGGACGAAAUAAUUUGGCACAAAGAUUUUGCCUUAAAUCUAACACAUGAGAAGACUGUGCUCCUCUUCCAGCUGGUCUCAAUUUUGAUCAAACUGCAGCAGUUUUGUUUAAUGAAGAAAUACUACUCACAGGAAAUCAUCUUACCAAGAUGAUAAAAUACAGCCCUAGAAAUAACAAUUAUAGUGAUAUUAUUGGAUUAAAUUUAACUUCAGGUAGCAGAAAAAUACUGUUUAAGGGAGGCAAAAAAGUGUUUAUUCUACAAACAAGUGGAAAUAUAUUUGAAAGUGAAGAGAACAAUAUCAAUAAAUGAAACUCGAUAGGUAGUAAUAGCAUUACAUCAGGUUCUUAUCCUUCAACUUAUGUAAUAGAAUAUAAUGAAUGCAUAUAUAUGAUCCUCCUGCAAAAUCAGCUCUGGAAAUUUAAUCUUUCAACAAAGCAAUUAAUACUAGUUAACACUUAUAAUUAA